Ornithodoros turicata is the source of this 6816-nucleotide messenger RNA. RefSeq names its product zonadhesin-like. Lineage: Eukaryota; Metazoa; Arthropoda; Arachnida; Ixodida; Argasidae. The transcript has 48 exons. Bases 103 to 6816 code for a protein of 2237 amino acids. The record is from RefSeq and is a predicted model, not a curated record. Gene Ontology annotation, cellular component: extracellular matrix.
UCAGACUGCUGCUGCACAAGCAAGCAGUUCCGACCACACAAGCAACAGAGCGCAUCUAUCUGUUCUGAAUAUGUGCGGGCGAAGAAUCUAGCAUAGUUAGUAAUGAAUUGUAUGGAAGUUUUUUGUCUGUUGCUGCUGGUUUGCAGCGCAGCAGUUGGACAAAGCAUCAAAGGCGGAGCCUACAAAGGAGGAAGUUACGAUGUCCUCCCCGCUAGCCCCCUGUUCGCUAAAAUGGAACAACACUCCCAACCGAUGACUUCAUGUUUGCUGCCACAGUUUCCAAAAGGGGGAACGAUGCAGUGCAACGACGCAAACACGGAAUGUACGGCGACCUGCGAUCAUGGCGGAGAGUUUGAACCCGGCGUGACCGCAUUCACCUUGACGUGUGACGCCGUCAACGGCAGAUGGCUUCCAAGGGCUAGAUUUCCUGAUUGUUACGAUACACAGCCGACGUGUCCGGCACUUGAGGCUCCUAAAGGUGCUGUGGUAACCUGUACAGGAGACAACAGGGUCUGCGUUGCAACUUGCAAAGAGGGCAAGGUUCUCCCAGGCGGUGGAGAAUCAAUGACCCUAACUUGUGACACAGCUCUUGGACAGUGGCGGCCAUUCGGAGGAUUUCCGGACUGUAGAGAACUAGCACCCGUGUCCCAAGUACCUCUUGAACCACCGACUGGACCACCUUGUGAGAUGCCUCCAAGCCCUAAAGCAGCAUCUACGAGGUGCAAGAUUCUCGGCAGUACAAUGGAAUGCACGGCUACAUGCAUGAGGGGCUUUCGCUUCCCGGAAGGGGUGGAUGCUGUCACUCUUACGUGUGACGCAGCCAGCCGUGUGUGGGGUCCCACACCCGUGUUCCCAGAUUGUGAAGGAGUUUGCGAACCUGCGUGUCUGAACGGGGGCCAGUGUUACGGUGACAACCGGUGCGUCUGUGCCAGGGGAUUCAGAGGAAACUAUUGCCAGUAUUCUGUAAAGCUGUGCGAUCCGAGGAAGUUCGCAUUUGGCGGUGGAUUCAAAUGCCAACACUCUCCCCUGGUGACGACUUGCAACGUGAGCUGCCCCAGUGGUUUCCAGUUUGAGACGCCGUCUCCUGGUGUCUACAAGUGCACACCCGAAGGAGAUUGGGACACAACGAGCAUACCCAAAUGCGUACCAGGUGGGGAAACAGGUGGGGAAACUGGUGGACAAGUAGUUGGACCGUCCUGUCAAAUGCCCCCAGCCCCUAAAGCAGCAUCGACGAGGUGUAGGACUACUGCUGGUGUCAUGGAAUGCACAGCUACUUGCAUGAAGGGUUUCAGUUUUCCGCAAGGACUGAACGAGGUCACCCUCACGUGCGACGCAUCCACCGGUGUGUGGGGACCCACACCCGCAUUUCCAGAUUGCGAAGGUGUAUGCGAGCCUGCGUGUCUGAACGGCGGGCAAUGUUACGGGGACAACCGGUGCGUCUGUGCCAAGGGAUUCAGAGGGGACUACUGCCAGUAUGCCGUGUCGCUGUGUGAUCUCAGGAAGUUCAACUUCAACGGAGGAUUCAAAUGUAGACACGCUCCUACGGAGUCCGUUUGCAACGUCAGCUGUCCGGAAGGCCUCCACUUCGAAGCGCCAUCUCCGGGGGUCUACCUGUGCAGUCCUGAGGGAGUAUGGAAUGCAGAGAGCAUACCGAAUUGCGUUCCUGAAGUAACCGCACCUCCCUGCGAAGCUCCCCCUAGACCUAAAGAUGCGUCCAUGAGGUGCAGGACUGAGGCAGGGAAAAUGCAUUGUACAGCUACAUGCACAGAAGGCUUACGCUUCCCGCUAGGGCUGAACGAAAUCACCCUCACGUGCGACGCUGCCAGCCGCGUGUGGGGACCAACACCAGUGUUUCCAGACUGCAGAGGUGUGUGCGAACCUGCGUGUUUGAACGGCGGAGAAUGUGACGAGAACAGCCGGUGUGUCUGUGCCAGGGGAUUCAGAGGAGAGUACUGCCAGUACUCUGUUUCGCUCUGUGACCCGAGGAAGUUCCAGUUUGGCGGUGCGUUCCAAUGCCAACAUUCUGCCGCUGGGACCGUUUGCCACAUGAGCUGCUAUGAGGGUUUUCACUUUGAGACGCCGCCCCUAGACGCCUACCAGUGCAGCGCCGAAGGAGUAUGGAAUAGCGAGAGUGUGCCCGCAUGCGUUCCUGAUGGACCUCCCUGCGAAGCUCCCCCGAGCCCCAAAGGUGCGUCCACAAGGUGCAAGACCGACGGUGGUAGAAUGGAAUGUACAGCAACAUGCGCGGAAGGUUUCCGCUUCCCCCAAGGGCUGAAUGAAGUCACCCUUACGUGCGACGCUGCCAGCCACGUGUGGGGACCCACACCAGUGUUUCCAGACUGCGAAGGUGUAUGCGAGCCAGGGUGUUUGAACGGUGGAGAGUGUUACGGCAACAACCGAUGCGUCUGUCCCAAAGAUUUCAGAGGGGACCGCUGCGAGUACCCGACGACGCUGUGCGACCCUAAAAACUUCGAAUUCGGCGGCGCCUUCCACUGUCAACACUCUCCCUUGGAGACUGUCUGCAACGUGAGCUGCCCACAGGGUUUUCACUUCGAGACACCGUCUCCGGCCGUCUACCAAUGCACCUUCGAAGGAGUGUGGAGCCCACCAAGGAUACCCAAAUGCGUUCCCGAUAGCGGAGGUGGCGGUUUCGAAACUGGGGAUCAAAUCAAGGAACCUGACACCACGGAGGAGCCCUUUCCAUCAGGUAAAAACCCGUGCCAAAUACCUCCGAGUCCGAAAUCAGCGUCGACAAACUGCAAGACCGUCGACGGCAAAAUGGAAUGUACAGCAAGAUGUGCGAAAGGAUUCCGUUUCGCGAAUGGCGAGGGAGCUCUCACCCUCACCUGUGAUGCCGCUUCUCGGACCUGGGGACCCGUACCGGCAUUUCCUGACUGUGAAGGUGUUUGCGAUCCUAAGUGCUUGAACGGUGGGAGGUGUUUCGGCGACAACCGAUGCGUCUGCACCCAAAAGUUCAGGGGAGACCAUUGCCAACAUCACGUGUCCUUGUGCGAUUCGCCCAACAUGGAGUUCGGCGGUUCUCUGGCAUGCAAGCACUCUCAUUUCGAAACCACCUGCAACGUGAGCUGCCCAGAAGGCACUCGCUUUGAGACGCCCGCUCCAGACGUCUACCGCUGCUCCCUCGAAGGGGUGUGGAAUCCGCCGAGAAUACCGAAAUGCAUUAAGGACGAAGGGGAACAAGGCGACGAAGGCCACAAAGGAGACUUGGUUCCCCCCACGAUCUCACCAGUGCCAUCAGACCUCAUUCCAGCUUCCGGAGUAUGUUCCCUCUGGGGCAAGUUCCACAUGAAGACAUUUGACGGUACGAUCUACCGUUACCCCAGCGCAUGCAGCUAUACAUUAGUGAAAGACUGCGGAGAAGGAUCGACCUAUUCCGUGAAAGCGCUCUACGGUAGCGGAUGUCCCUCUUCCCCGAACUGCACAAGGACCGUAGAGGUCGUCGUGGCCGGCAGAACGUUGCAUCUGCCCCUGGGUAAAGCUCUGCCAACGGACCUGGCACCCGCCGUGCGAAAUAUUCCCGGUGUCACCAUGCAGCCAGCUGGAAAAUACACCGUGUUCAAGAGCAACAUAGGGAUCACGAUUUGGGUGGACAGCGAAUCGGUGCAAAUAAAAUUGAGCGAGGCGCUGCAGUCUUCCGCUUGCGGCAUGUGCGGAAACUUCGACGGAGAUGCGACCAACGAUCUCACCGCAUUGGGUCGAAAGGUGAACUUGAGGAAUUUUGCGGCUCACUGGAUGCAGGAGCGAGACUGCAUCGACAAAGACUUUGUCGAAGACGCUUGUAGCCUUCGGAAUGGCGUCGACGAAGAGGCGAGCAGCUCUGCCUUCGACCGCUGCUCAAUUAUAUUUCACGACCUGUACGAAAAGUGCCACCAGGUGGUCCCUCCGAAGAGGUUCUUCAAUGCUUGCAAGCAAGACUGCUGCGAUCAGGGGUCAGUGCAAGAAUGCCAAUGUGCCUCAAUCGACGAAUACUUCCGGGAAUGUCAGCGAAUGGGAGUCAGUCUGGAACGCACCUGGAGGAAACGCUCCGUUUGUCCCCAUAGAUGUGAGAACGGUACCGAGUACCAAGAAUGCGGUCCAGCCUGCCGUCCAACCUGCGCCAACCGUGAGCCGGCCUGUCCGCUGAAGGAAUGCGCAGCCGGAUGUCACUGCCCGCAAGGAAAGCUGUGGCAGAACAACCACUGUGUCGCCCCUGAGCACUGCAACUGCGUCUACAGGGGACGAGAGUACAACGUGGGAGAGGAGGUCACUCAAGAUUGCAAUACUUGCGUAUGCAUGGACGGAACGUGGGCCUGUUCCACAGAGAUCUGUGAUGCAACUUGCGCUGUACUUCCCAUGGGCGCGUACCACACCUUCGACGGACACACGUUCCACGCAGACGAAACGUGCACCUUCGUCCUCGUGUCGACGGAUGAGUAUGAAGUCCUCCAGGACAGGUCCAACUGCUACGCCGAUGGUUCCACAUGCGUCGGCGACAUCUUCGUGCGCAUCAGGAACGGCGCCAUUGAAGUGAAGGUCAACCAAGAACUUCAGGUCCUGGUUAACAAACGUGAAGUGACAAACCUACCAGCAGUGGUGAAUAUAGCGCACAUCAGUAAGCCAAUCCAAGCCGCAGUCGAGAUAACUCUUCCUGGCCUUACGAUCAUAACUGAUGGACGUACAAGGGUGGAAUUGGUCGCCACCGCUUUGCUCUUCACCAGGACGAUGGGUCUCUGCGGGACAUUUAACCACAACUCUUACGACGACUACACGACGGAAACUGGAGAGGUGGACCAGGAGGUGUCGUCCUUCACUCAAUCAUGGAAUCGAGGCAUUUGUGGUCGUAUCAAGCCCCAAGCCUUAGAGUGCGUGCAAGAAGGAUCAGAGUGGGAGGGAAAGAAGAGGACGUGUGAUGCACUCUACAGGCAUCCUUUCACAGAAUGCCACGAUGACGUAAACCCGGACAUAUACCACAAGCUCUGUAUGGAGGUGGCGUGUAGCUGCUCGACGGUGUCCGAACAGUGUCUGUGUCCUACGCUCGCUCACUACGCAUUCCUGUGCUCCCAGCGCGGACGCCUUGUCAACUGGAGACCGGAAGUCCACCAAUGCCCGGUGCGCUGUGGCGAGGGAUUGACGUACCAGACAUGCCCUCCACGGUGCUUGACGUCGUGCGAUAGCAUCUCGAAGAACGUGAGCUGCACCGAACGCUGCCUGGAGGGUUGUGCGUGCCCCGUGGGUUUCACAUUGAACAAAUUCGGUCGGUGCGUGUCUCCCGAGGAAUGUGGAUGCCUUCGUAAUGGCAGAGAAUACCCCGCUGGUUCAAAGGAGAAGAUCGGACGCGAAGACUGUGAGUGCCGUGCAGGCAAAUGGUACUGCACACAGCCAACGGGCGACUUAGUCGUCACCACCACACCCCCGCCAACGUGCCAAGCGAACGAAGAAUACACGGACUGCAUCCACACUUGCCCGUUGACUUGCGACAACUACGGCAGACCGGACACUGGAGACACCUGCGAGGUUGGAAUGUGCAAGAGCGGCUGCACGUGCAAAAAAGGUUUCGUACGAGACGAUGUUUCGGGAAAAUGCAUCUCUCCUCAGCUCUGCCCGUGCUCCUAUGGCGGAAAAACGUAUCAAGCGGGAGACAUCGCCCCCAUCCGAUGUGACCAAUGCACUGCGAGUACGGAUCGUUCAACUGUCCCGGAACGCCCUGCUCGGCCACAUGCUCCGUGUGGGGAGAUUCUCACGUCAAGACUUUCGACGAGGUCACCUACGACUUCGAGGGCGUCUGCCGACUACACCCUGGUUCGCGGACAUUCGGCUGACGCGGAACUCCUUCGCGGUCAUUCUUCAGAAUGUGCAAUGCGGGACAGCCGUGUCGUGCGCCAAGACAGUCACCAUUACGUUCGGACGCAAAAGGUGUCCGCGAGUUCUGUACCACGUUCCCAGUACCCAGCUUAUUUCAACAGGGUACAAGGUCUAUGCGGCAACUUCAAUGUCGACGGCAAGGGACGAGUUCCAAGUCCUGCAGAGGGCCCCGUUCUGCCCAGCGUGGCUGAAUUCGUUUCAUCCUGGCAACUGUACGACUACUGCGAGCCAGCCAAGCCUACUCCCGAAAUCUGCAAGCCCGAACGGCAACAAUGGGCAGUUAAGAAGUGUCGUGUCCUCUAUGAGGAUGUCUUCGAACCCUGUCACAGCGUGGCCGAUGUUGUGCCGUACUACGAGAGCUGUACAAUGCGAGAAGUGCGUCGAGUAUACCGCUUGCGUCGCCACUGCCCGCAGCCGUCGUGCGACAACCUUACUCCCGAACCGUGUCCCGAACCAGACAUGUGUCUGGAAGAGCUGCCAACGCGCACGCUGCCCAGCCGGUCAGGUCUACAGGAACGCGACGGACCACACUUGCAUUCCAUAACAGACUGCGAAGAAAUCAAACCAGAGUACUGCGUCGUCGUCGGCGACAAAGUUUACAGCGAUGGGCAGCGGAUGCCAAGUCCGGAUCCUUCUUCUGCCAUGGUGGUCAAAAGAACUGCUUGGAGUACCCUGCGGGGGAGCAAAAGAAUGCAUAGUCAACGGCUGGACAGAGUGGUCAGCACGUUCAACCCAGUAGACACGUUUGGCGACGAGCGCGAACCAAUCCAAGCUCUGGCAAAGUUCUGUCCGUUGCGCAACGUGGAGGCAGUCGAGUGCAGGACAGUGCAAGGAAAGAUUCCCUCCUUCGAGGCAAGAGACGACGUCAGAUGCGACCGAUACACAGGACUGACAUGUCUCAAGCCCCCGUGCCAAGAUUUCGAGAUUAGGGCACGCUGCGUCUGCGGUGAGUAG